AUUUAAUCCGUAAUAAAUUGUAACUGUUACUGCUAUUAUUAUAAAUUUACAUCAGAAUUGUUUUAUAUUGUUUGCGAACGGGUUUAAAAAACUAGUGGGUGUUCAACAGUGAAGGCGAAAUGGAAAGGAAACCAUUAAUUAAAGAAUAUUUUAAAGGUAAAAACAUAUUUAUCACGGGGGGAACUGGAUUUGUGGGAAAAGCUCUUAUAGAAAAGUUGCUUCGCUCCAUUCCAGAUAUUGGCAAUAUUUAUGUGUUAAUGAGGGAAAAAAAAGGCAAAAGUAUUCAAGAACGACUUCAAGCUAUUUUAGAGAAUCCUAUUUUUAAUGUUAUAAAAGAAACAGGUUCUGAUAAGCUAAAAAAAUUAAUUCCCAUAGCUGGCGAUACAACUCAAGUAGGAUUCGGAUUAUCCAAAUCUGAUCGAGCACUUUUAACAAACGAAAUCCACAUAUACUUUCAUGGCGCGGCCUCGGUUAGGUUCGAUGAUUUUCUAAAAGACGCGAUUUUUACAAACAUCCGAGGAGCUCGGGAAGCGGCUCUAUUAGCAUUGGAAAUGAAGCAAAUCGAAGUUUUCGUGCAUAUUUCAACAUCCUACUGCAACACUAACAAUAGAAAGGUAGUUCAUGAAAUUUUGUAUCCACCUCAAGGCGAUUGGAAGGAAGUGAUAGCGGUAGCAGAGACAAGCAAUACAGAAGUCCUAAAUAUAUUAUCACAAAAAUAUAUAGAGGGAUUUCCGAACACUUAUACCUACACCAAACAAUUGGCAGAACAUUGUGUAAAUGACUUGCUAAAAGGAAGAAUACCUACAGUGAUCUGUAGACCAUCUAUUGUGGUUAGUAGUUACUCGGAACCUUUUAUGGGAUGGGUCGAUAACUUUAAUGGACCCGUUGGUCUGUUGUUAGCAGGAGUGACAGCUAUUUUUAGAGUGUUUUAUGCUGGUUCAGAUAUAAAGACCGAGUACAUACCAGUCGAUAAUGUUGUUAAGUUAAUUAUUGCUGCCGCUUGGAAUAAAUCAAUUUCAAAAGAUGGUGACGAAGUAUCAAUUUACCAUAGUAGUAAAUAUAGCAUUGAAGACUUUACGUAUAAGAAAUAUGUGGAGUAUGGAAAGAGGAUUCGUUGGGACGAACCAUUUGAAAACAAAUUGUGGUUUCCUAACGGUGAAGUCACAGGAAAUUGGUUGUAUUUCAACUUAAUGAUCAUUAUAUUUCAUAUUAUUCCCGCUCUGGUUUUUGAUAAACUUCUUCAAAUAGCUGGUUAUGAGCCGAGAAUAGUAAAACUGCAACGGAAAAUCUACAUAGCAAACAUGGCUGUAUCUUACUUUACAACGCAUGAGUGGAGUUUCGUAGACACCAAAGCCCAAGAGCUUUUCAAACGAAUACCUGACAGGGAAACUUCUGAGUUUAAUUUUGUCAAAAUGCCAGAAGGCGAUAAGGAGCGUUAUGAGUAUUCGUUGGCGUGUUGUCGAUAUGUUCGUAUACAUUUUUUGAAAGAGAAUAAAACUAUUUCGAAGAGAUCUUUGAUCACUACUUACAUAUUUUACUUUUUACACCAAACUAUAAAAGUUUUUAUUUUUGGAUUUUUUAUGUGGAUGCUUUUAGCAAAGCUCGAUUUUGCAAAUUGUCAUUUUAUGACUUUGCGAAUACUAGAACUAUACAACUAGGCCUAGACGAUAAUAUAAGUUACAGCUUAGACUAUGGGUACAAAUUUUAUAUAUAAAUCUUAGAAUAAACAUGAUAUUAAAGUUUGUUUUUGGUA
This is a messenger RNA of Anthonomus grandis grandis, 1753 nucleotides long. Its product is annotated as putative fatty acyl-CoA reductase CG5065. Gene Ontology annotation, molecular function: alcohol-forming very long-chain fatty acyl-CoA reductase (NADP+) activity. Gene Ontology annotation, biological process: long-chain fatty-acyl-CoA metabolic process. The transcript has 9 exons. The record is from RefSeq and is a predicted model, not a curated record. The coding region runs from base 120 to 1658 and encodes 512 amino acids. Lineage: Eukaryota; Metazoa; Arthropoda; Insecta; Coleoptera; Curculionidae. Gene Ontology annotation, cellular component: peroxisome.